Molecule: messenger RNA, 1203 nt
Organism: Oppiella nova
Lineage: Eukaryota; Metazoa; Arthropoda; Arachnida; Sarcoptiformes; Oppiidae
Source: the annotation of a GenBank genome assembly
GAGGAAAUAUACUUUAAAAUGACGGCUAAUGUUAAGGAAAGUUAUUCACACAUCAUAGUUAGAGGCAAUCCGUUUACGAGAGGCAGAAGUUAUGGACAGCAAACCAAAGAGAAAAUUAUCUCAAAUAUUAAUUUCUACAAGAAUUCUGGUGUUUUGCCCGAUUGGGACAAAGUGUGCAAAUAUAUCAACAGUCACUACAUGAAUGCAUUGGAGAAGUAUUACCCGUCCGGUCUCAAUGAAAUGAAAGGCAUUGCAAUGGGAAGCGGCGUUGACAUCGAGGACAUUGUUUUGUUGAACUCAAGAUACGAGAUGUUAAGAUGGAGUCGACACUUGCAUAUAAAGAGUAAAGUAACGGAUCAAUUGCAAGAGUGUACGGGAGCUGUCUGUCUGUCAAAAGCUACCAAAUCAGGUGAAGUACUGAUCGGACAGAAUUGGGACAUAAAUGAGAGGAUACUAAACGAUGAAAUCGGAGUCUUAUUGGAAGUACAUCCGGACGCCACGGAAAAUAUCGCCCCAUUCUUCAUGCUUACUGAAGCCGGACAGUUGGGAAGGAGUGGUAUGAAUGCCAAUGGGUUAGGCAUUAUAGCAAUGGGUUUGUUAUCAAGUGAAGAUCAUUUCUCAGCCACGACAACAACCGGAUUCUUACCCAUCACUCUAUUGAGACGAAUGUUCAUAGAAUCGCCUACUUUUGCGGUGGGCCUCAAACGUAUGACAUCUGUGCCCAGACAUGUGUCCGUCAAUAUGAUUGUAGCGACGGCUGAGGGCGAGGCUAUUAAUCUAGAGAUGACACCAAAUCACUGUUUUAUGGCUUAUCCGAGCAUUAAGUCAGAGGUCUAUACCCACAGCAAUCACUUUAAAUCAGAUGAAUUUAUAGCUAAUAAUAGUGUGAAGGGCGCCAACAAGAGCGGGUCCACACUAUUUAGGGACAGACAACUGGAAAGGGGUCUUAUGAACGAGUGGCCAAAUAUUGACGAAAAUAGUUUCGUCGAUGCCUUCAAAAACCAUUUGGGAUUUCCUGACGCUUUGUGUCUUCAUAUUCCAGAUGAAGGCAAAGAGCAUACGUCGACGUCACCCAAAGAGUGUACGGUCGCCAACAUUGUCUUCAAUUUGUCUAAAAGGACAGUUAGACUUUGUAAGGGACAGCCCUGUAAUGGGGUUUAUAAAGAAUAUGGUUUUAAUAAUAACACUAAUAACAUGAAUUAA